Messenger RNA from Sorex fumeus (smoky shrew), 1872 nucleotides. RefSeq names its product pogo transposable element derived with KRAB domain (gene POGK). The coding region runs from base 1 to 1872 and encodes 623 amino acids. The record is from RefSeq and is a predicted model, not a curated record. The transcript is spliced from 5 exons. Gene Ontology annotation, biological process: regulation of DNA-templated transcription. Lineage: Eukaryota; Metazoa; Chordata; Mammalia; Eulipotyphla; Soricidae. Gene Ontology annotation, molecular function: DNA binding. Gene Ontology annotation, cellular component: nucleus.
AUGGAACCAGGGUUGGUCGUGGGCAAGGACAGCACCUUCCAUGCUGUUCGGCCUGUCUGCUCUGAGAUGGAGCCUGCAGCCCACCCCUUCCAGUGGGCACUGAAGGAGGAGGAAGAGGAAGAAGCAGUUGAGAGUCUGGACACUGGGCUGCAAGAUACCCCGGCAGACACGCAGAAAGUCCGCAUCUGCUCCCAGGGCGGCUGGGUGCCCGCCCUGUUCGAUGAGGUAGCCAUCUACUUUUCCGACGAAGAGUGGGCAGUUCUGACCGAGCCGCAGAGGGCCUUGUACCGCGAAGUCAUGAGGAUGAAUUACGAGACCGUCCUGUCUCUGGAGUUUCCAUUCCCUAAGCCUGACAUUAUCACCCGCCUGGAGGAGAAGGCGUGUCAGAGCUCGGACGAGUGGCACCCCCAGAGAGAAGCCUUUGCAGAAAACGAAGAACCCGCCGCGAAGCCCCCGGAUUGGGCAGCCUCCCCCCACCUGCCCCCAUCGCAUCUGCCCCCGCCGCCGCCGGCCCUAGAUGGGUUCGGCCUCCGCCUGCCCCAGGACCUCGAGUGGGGGGAGAGUUACCCCUUCUACAUGGCCAUGGGCUUCCCGGGCUACGACCUGUCGGCCGAGGAGCUGGCCGGCAAGUUCCGGACCAUCCGACGCAGCUACGACGCCGGCUUCAAGCUGAUGGUCGUGGAGUACGCCGAGGCGGCCAACAACUGCCAGGCGGCCAAGCAGUUCGGGGUUCUGGAGAAGAACGUGAGGGACUGGCGCAAGGUGAAGCCGCAGCUGCAGAAGGCCCACGCCAUGCGGCGCGCCUUCCGGGGCCCCAAGAACGGCCGCUUCGCCCUGGUGGACCAGCGGGUGGCCGAGUACGUGCGGGCCAUGCAGGCCAAGGGUGACCCCAUCACGCGCGAGGCCAUGCAGCUGAAGGCGCUGGAGAUCGCGCAGGAGAUGAACAUCCCCGAGAAGGGCUUCAAGGCCAGCCUGGGCUGGUGUCGCCGGAUGAUGCGACGCUACGACCUGUCACUGCGCCACAAGGUGCCGGCACCCCAGCAGCUCCCGGAGGACCUCACCGAGAAGCUGGCUGCCUACCAGCGCAGUGUGUUGGCCCUGCGCCGGCUGCACGACUACCCGGUGGCGCAGAUGGGCAACGCUGAUGAGACGCCCAUCUGCCUGGAGGUGCCGUCCCGCGUGGCCGUGGACAACCGCGGCGAGAAGCCGGUGCUGGUGAAGACGCCGGGCCGGGAGAAGCUGAAGAUCACGGCCAUGCUGGGGGUGCUGGCCGACGGCAGGAAACUGCCCCCCUACAUCAUCCUGCGCGGCACCUACAUCCCGCCCGGGAAGUUCCCCAGCGGCAUGGAGAUCCGCUGUCACCGCUAUGGCUGGAUGACGGAGGAACUCAUGCGGGACUGGCUGGAGGUGGUGUGGAGGCGGCGUGGCGGGGCGUUGCCCCGGCAGCGGGGACUGCUCAUCCUCAACGGUUUCCGCGGCCACGCCACGGAUGCAGUGAAAGGCGCCAUGGAGAGCCUGGACACCGACAUGGUCAUCAUCCCUGGGGGCCUGACGUCGCAGCUGCAGGUGCUGGACGUGGUGGUGUACAAGCCGCUCAACGACAGUGUGCGUGCGCAGUACGCCGACUGGCUGCUGGCGGGCAACCUGGCGCUCAGCCCCACGGGCAACGCCAAGAAGCCGCCCCUGGGGCUCUUCCUGGAGUGGGUCAUGGUGGCCUGGGACAGCAUCUCCAGCGAGGCCAUCGUGCAGGGCUUCCGGAAGUGCCACAUCUCCAGCAGCCUGGAGGACGAGGACGGCGUCCUCUGGGAGAUCGAGGGCGACAUGCCGGCUGGAGGGGAGAUGCCCCGAGAGUGUGACCCCGAGAAUCACUGA